Messenger RNA from Amphiprion ocellaris (clown anemonefish), 1833 nucleotides. Its product is annotated as filamin A-interacting protein 1-like. Bases 1 to 1833 code for a protein of 610 amino acids. Lineage: Eukaryota; Metazoa; Chordata; Actinopteri; Pomacentridae. The transcript is spliced from 3 exons. The record is from RefSeq and is a predicted model, not a curated record.
AUGAGAGCGAACGCAGCCAAACAGCAAGUGAAAGCCAGAGUGAAGAAGCAGAUCGAAGAGUGGGAGGCUUCGGUUGCUCAGAGCCUCCGACGGAACGAAGUGGAGCUGAUGAGGACUUGGAACUCAGCAGAAAGAACUCAGCUCAAGCUACAAAUUGAGACCCAGAGCCGCAUCCUGGAUUUCCUCCACGGAAGGAAAACAAACGUGAAGGACGGCUCCAGGGAUCAGAGGGAUGAGGUGAUCUCUCUGAGGAUGGAGCUCACAGCGUCCCAGAACGAACUGAAGGAGGCUAACGACCAUCUCAAAGUUGAGCAGAAAAUACAUCGAGACCUGAAGCUCCAACUGGACGAAUACCGGACCAAGCUGCCGGUGGAACGAGAUGAAAAUCGGAAGCUGACAGCUCAACUGCAGGAGGCACAAGACAAGAAUCAGAAGCUGACAGCUCAACUGCAGGAAGAACAAGACAAAAACCAGGAGCUGACGGCUAAACUGCAGGAGCAACAAAACAAAAACCAGGAGCUGACAGCCAAACUGCAGGAGCAACAAGACAAAAACCAGGAGCUGAUGGCUAAACUGCAGGAGCAACAAAACAAAAACCAGGAGCUGACGGCUAAACUGCAGGAGGCCCAGAAACAGCUGCAGGAGGCUUCCAGGAAGGCUUCUCUGGAUGAACUCAGCGAAAAGCUGCUGGAGGCACAGGAUCAACAAGUGGAGACAGAAAACAGAAGCUGUGAGAUCCUGAAUGCAGCUGAAGAACCUACAGAAAGUCUGCAGAGUCUCGAACUCCAAGCAGCUGCUACAGAACGUCCAGAAGGUCCUGAAGGUCCAGAUAUUGUGGAGUCUUCAGAUGAAGCUGAUGAUUCUGAAGAAGAGUUAGAGGAGAAUAAAGUGGACGUCUCCCAGACCGGCCAGAUAUUUUCAAGUUUCGCCUCAGCCAACAUGAGGGCUAGUGAGCAAGCUAACAAGGUUAACAGCGCCGACAUGCCGCUAGCUAGCAACAAAGCACCUGCUGGUACCGACAGCGAGGUGGCAAGGGAGCUCUCCAGGCUAGCAAAACUUAUUAAAGACACGUCUGAGACCCAAGAUAAGAAGCUAGAUGAUACAAAGCGAUCAGCACUGGCCACAGAAACAAAGCUGCCCGAAAUUUUUGAGCGUCUGAACCACGUUGAGAGUCGUCUAGCAUUUUUGGAGGAGGCUAAUCAGGAGUUCCGGGAGAGGCCCCCCGCCACCAGAGAGGAGAUGGAACGGCUUGGACGGAAACCUGACGACAUUGAAAACCGAGAAAGGAGGAAUAACUUACGCUGGCCAAGCCUCCGACGGAACGAAGUGGAGCUGAUGAGGACUUGGAACUCAGCAGAAAGAACUCAGCUCAAGCUACAAAUUGAGACCCAGAGCCGCAUCCUGGAUUUCCUCCACGGAAGGAAAACAAACGUGAAGGACGGCUCCAGGGAUCAGAGGGAUGAGGUGAUCUCUCUGAGGAUGGAGCUCACAGCGUCCCAGAACGAACUGAAGGAGGCUAACGACCAUCUCAAAGUUGAGCAGAAAAUACAUCGAGACCUGAAGCUCCAACUGGACGAAUACCGGACCAAGCUGCCGGUGGAACGAGAUGAAAAUCGGAAGCUGACAGCUCAACUGCAGGAGGCACAAGACAAGAAUCAGAAGCUGACAGCUCAACUGCAGGAAGAACAAGACAAAAACCAGGAGCUGACGGCUAAACUGCAGGAGCAACAAAACAAAAACCAGGAGCUGACAGCCAAACUGCAGGAGCAACAAGACAAAAACCAGGAGCUGAUGGCUAAACUGCAGGAGCAACAAACAAAAACCAGGAGCUGA